This is a messenger RNA of Didymella exigua CBS 183.55, 3030 nucleotides long. RefSeq lists its product as uncharacterized. NCBI's taxonomy places the organism in Eukaryota, Fungi, Ascomycota, Dothideomycetes, Pleosporales, Didymellaceae. The transcript has 2 exons. The coding region runs from base 1 to 3030 and encodes 1009 amino acids. The record is from RefSeq and is a predicted model, not a curated record.
AUGGCCGAACACCGUCGCGAAGCAUCCAGCAACCCCAACAGCACUGACACCAGACCUGCAUUACCUACGCUGGGCUUUGAGAACACCUCGCCAUCCUUUGGCAUCUCCUUAGCGCCACCAGCGUCGUCACCGGCCACGCGCGCUGGCUACGCUCGAGUGAGCAACGAUGCGGCCGACCGCCAUGCCCCGCCUACGAUCGCGGAGGAAGAUGAAGAAGACAUCGCAGACAGCUUCCGGGGGCAGCGAAGCAGUGGGCUGGGAAUAGCAGCAGCCGGCGACUCUCUAACAUUGGGUAGUGAAUCCGCAAUACCGCCUCAUGUGCGCAGCGAAGCGGGUGCUCCCAUGUGGAGCCCAAACGUCACACUGUCACCACCAGGCACGAGCGAUCCCUUCCUUAGCAGACUCCCACACGACUCGGCCGAGGCCACACCUGACCUGGUGCGCGACCGCUUCAGUCCAUACACAGGCAGCUAUGAGGAGUUUCGGCGCGACAUGCCAGGACACUUGCACACCACUGCCAGCACCGCCGACUUCCAGCAGUAUAUGCACACGUCAGACACACAGCGGCUGCGCGGCGCACCUUCCAUAAGAUCAGUGUUCGACAAUAACGGAUUCCAUCCAGGACACGAGUGCCAGACACGGAGAGACUUUUACCAAUCGCGGUUUUCGUGGCUCAAUGCAAUGAUCAUCUUCAUCUGCGUGUUGUCCACAGUUUUGUCCGGCAUCUUCCUUGGGCUCGCGCUGAAAGCCCCACGAUAUGGACGCUUCAUCAGCACGAGCGAUGGAGCAAAGAUGCGACCUGCUACCGCGAUCCUUUGGACAUCAAUCCUAGCCAAAGUUAUCGAGCUCUCGUUCGUCACUGGGUUCGUCGCCUUUCUGGGUCAAGUCCUGAGCCGGAGAGCGUUCAGUCGUAGUGGAGGCGUAACGCUAUCAGAGCUCAGUAUGUGGAGAUGGGUUGUCCAGCCGGGCACCCUUAUUACGCAUUGGGAGACUGCCAAAUACGCUGGGCUUUCAUUCUUAGGCAUGUUGAGCCUGUUGAGUGCGAUCUUGGCUACACUGUAUGCGCCCGCAGCAACUGCUCUGGUUCAACCAAUGCUCAGUCAUGGGCGGACGGAGACCAGACUAUUGGCUGGAAGCGUGAAAACCGACUUUGCAAACAUAACCUAUAUCAAAGAGAUGUGUCAAACUCCGAUAGGAACCAAGGUCGAUCCAAACUAUGCCGGCACAACCUGCACGCAGAUCGAACAUGCCGGACAAGGCUUCUACAACUACCAUAAGUACUUGGCAGAUUGGGACAAUCGAAUUUCAGCUGACAAUGUUACGUCGGAUCAGGAAAAGCGUCCAUUAGGCUUUGGGCUAUUGUACGAGAACACAACGGUCACAGCGCAAUGGGUCAAUAUUGUCAACACUACAGAACUGUCUCGACAGCAUGGCAGAGUUAUCAACAGCGUGUCACUUGCUAUGCCACACGCCGGUGUAUUUGCAGCAGCACGCGAUAGAAAUAACGACAUCCUCCAACCAGAGGAGCUGGACUCGGAAGGCAGUUACACUCUCGAAGCAUCUGUACCAUCUCCCGUUGUGAACGUCCUAUGUGUCAAUCUAAAUAAGACCGAGUUGGCGCCUCUUGUCUAUACUGAAUGGAACGGGGAAGAGGUGGUCAACGCAACAACUUGGGCAUCAGGACAGCUGAUGAACAGCGCUACGACCACAAACAAAACGGCUGUGGAUGAUAUCUUCGGGUGGACGAAACAAGACCAUGUCUUAAUGCGGGACUAUCCCCCUGUAUUUUCCAGGUUUCCCCUGCCUUUCAACACUGUCCUCAACCAUACAAGUCUUGCCUGGGGCAGACCGGCCAUAUAUAUAAUGGGGCAGGGCGGGGCUCCGCUCGAAGGAUAUGCGGGACCCGACAUGACUGAUGUUUACUCAAUCUGCAAGAUUGACGUUGACAUCACCCCGUACUGCAGCACAACAUAUACAGCUGGUGGUUCCGGUGGCAACAUGGAGGCAAAGUGCGAGAAGCCAGAGAAUGUUACCAAGGGCAAGAUGACUUACGUCAACAGUCGUACCGACGCAAAGGUGCGGCGAGGCCUAGCAAAUUGGCGCGACGUUGGGACUGACUGGUCCAACAGUCUGUCGCUCGGCACAGGUCUCAGUGAUGGUGCCGCGAGUAACUCGAGACUUUUAAUGCAGUUGCAGCUCGUGCCGAAAGGUGGUCGGAAUGCGGAUCCCAAGAAUCUCCACGUCGAACUCAAUCCGUCACUCCCUAGUAUGGCCGAGGCCAUCGCAGUCCUGUCUGGUUGCACAUUGCUCAAAAGCUUUAUCGAUGCGCCCUUUGUGCUUGAACCCGAGUAUAACCUUCCCAAAGGUGCAAGGUCAUUGACCCAGCCAAACACUGAGAAUUUCAACGCAACGAUUGUAGCACAGCAAUAUGCGUCUGGCGGCGUCGACAGCCCUACCAAAGCAUGGAUGGUCAUCCUCAUCUUGGUCUUUCUCAUGAACAUCUUCGUCCUCAUCUACUUCAUAUUCCACCGCGGCCUCGUCACCGACUUCUCUGAGCCUCCAAAUCUGUUUGCACUGGCGGUCAACAGUCCACCCAGCCAAGCGCUAGCAGGAAGCUGCGGUGGAGGGCCUGAAGGCAAACAAUACAUGGUCAAUUGGUUUGUCAACCACGAAGGUGAACAUCUAUACAUGGAGCCCGGUGAGAAGACAGCUCUGUUGGCCAGACAAAAGCAUGGGCAUGCGCACGACCAUAAUCACGGUCGUAAUACGCCACAGGCGGCGAGACCUGGUGGGAAUGGGGUUCUCUUUAAGGUUGCAGCAGCGUUCAGUAGUAUACGACUGCCGUUUGGAUCCAAGAACAAGGCUCCGCCAAAGGUCAGUCAGCCUGCUGGGGCCGAGCGACUUCGACCUUUCAGUACAGCGGCGAGUAUGCUCUCCGCUGCUUCGCCGUCGGACUACGAGAUGGAGGAUGGUGAGACAAGGACACAGCGACAGUACGCCAAGCUGUCGAAACGAAGGAGUAUGCUUUGA